Messenger RNA from Cryptococcus amylolentus CBS 6039, 816 nucleotides. RefSeq lists its product as hypothetical. The transcript has 2 exons. Gene Ontology annotation, cellular component: endoplasmic reticulum membrane. The record is from RefSeq and is a predicted model, not a curated record. Bases 11 to 664 code for a protein of 217 amino acids. Lineage: Eukaryota; Fungi; Basidiomycota; Tremellomycetes; Tremellales; Cryptococcaceae. Gene Ontology annotation, biological process: GPI anchor biosynthetic process.
ACGCCUGCACAUGAUGGCCAUCUCCCCCAUCGACACAUCACUCUCCUUCUCCCAGCCCUCCCUCCACCCCAUUCUCACCAUCGCCUACGCCCUGCCCCCACCCACCGACAGCUGUACCCCCGCCGCAUCAUUCGCCCUUACUUUUCCAGACGCGCUCUUUAUCGACCCCGAUGAGCUUGGAGGGAAGUGGCCUAUAGCAGCAGAGGAGGAUGAGAGUGGAUCUGAUGUGUGGACAUGGGCACUUGAACCGUCCUCUGUGGAUAUCGAGCGGCCCUAUCUGGGGAACUCUACGCACCACACCCUCCACAUUCGGCUGAAUCCAUCUGCGAAUAUCAAAGAGCAAGAGGUGCUCGAAGUCCCACUACAUGCGAGGUAUCUUACUCCGAGUGAUCAAGGGGAGCGGACGCUCGUGUUUCCCGGCGAGGACGGGAGUGAGCUCGCGGCGGGGUGGGUCUGCGCAGAGUCAUUGUCUGACAACGAAAAGGCUCUAGAACUCCCACUCGUUCAUCCUACGCCCAUAUCCCUGACAUUACCAACCGGCAAACACGCACACCAAGAACUUGUGGAGCUAGUCACGCCGGUUGUGAUCUGGUUGGGAUGGGCUUGGAUUAUGUGGAAGCUCUGGGGGUUGACGAAGCGAAGAACGAAAGUCAAGACGUUAUGAUUCACGAACACUAUCUGUAUACAUGUAUACUACAUUCACGACAAUCACCUACCAAUAGACCACCAUCAACCGACGACGAUAGCCAACUACUGUCGUACUCGCCGCCACUGCGCUCCGGAACGAGGGCGGGAGGGAAUAUACUCAAUGUCACA